Ciona intestinalis (vase tunicate) is the source of this 775-nucleotide messenger RNA. NCBI's taxonomy places the organism in Eukaryota, Metazoa, Chordata, Ascidiacea, Phlebobranchia, Cionidae. The record is from RefSeq and is a predicted model, not a curated record.
CAUAGUUUAAUAUUGCACACUCGUGACUGGCAAAGGCUGUACAAAGCUCGCUUGCCAAAUAGCUGAAGAAGCUUACAAGUGGGAAGAUAUAGUUCCGCAGUAUGAAGCUGUUCGUUAUGAUCAUGUGUGUGAAUUAUCACAUAUUUGUCGCCGAAUCAUCCAAGGUGAAUAGCAACAAUGACCAGGUUGAAAAAUCUCCGAAAUUUUCAAAGGACGUCGUUUUCCCUCCAGUUCCCCCAGAGUAUUGGACAGCUGACGGCGAAUGUGCAGACAACCCAACGUUUGUGGAAGACUGUCCCGUUUGGGCAGAGAUGGGAUUUUGCGACAACGAGGAAAAGGGGAAGCAAUAUGUAAAGUGGAUGCGUAAACAUUGCAUGUUAAGUUGCAAGAUAUGCGAACCUACAUCGCAACCGCUGAAAAUAGCGUUGAAAUUAUGCGCAGGGGUUUUGGUACUCAUUUGGUUGGCUGGAUUUAUUCGCUUUCCAAGGGUAUACUCUAGCAGAAAAUGCUUUAAAUUACUUGUUUCAAUGGGAUUAGCAACUUGCAUUUACUUUGUAUAAUUUAUGUUUUUUUAAGCAGAUUUUAAACGAAUUUCAAUGCUUUAUUUGUGUUUAAUAUAUUUCAUUUACUUUUUUUUCUAUUAAUGCCAUGUAAGCCUAACCCGCAGUACACGGCAAUUUUACCAUUUCUUCUUUGUUAGUUCUUACUUCAUACAUUUUGUGUACACAGUUGAAACAAAACGAAUACACCCAACUGGAAAGUUGACAAAAAUCAA